AUGAGUCUAGCGGAGAAUCACCAAGAUCCGUUUAUGCUCCGCAUCCGAGUCAGGGUGCUUAGGAAAUCACACACACUCCUUCAAACGCACUUUGUGGGCCCGUGGCUGCUUUUGCUCCCACACCAGACCACAACUCCCUCGGUCGAAACUGUUUCCUCAAAACCCCCCACUUUCAUUACCCUACCCAAUCCCCGUAAAUUGCUCGGGAUAUUUGGCGGUCGUGCUACUGCUGCUUCCAACAAGAACAAGGAGUAUUUUAAUUCCAACGAGGACGACCCAGACGAAGUAUACGAAAUGGUACAAUCCUAUGGCACUGCGCCGAAUAGCCAUGCUCACGAAGAGCAUGAACCCGUACAUGGAGACGAGUCACGGGCGCUUCUUGGAGGCGAAAAUGGUCGUGUGCGCACAUUGAGCAAGGAAGAGGAUGGUCAUGCAACUCUUGUCAGUUGCAUAAGUAAUCUAUCGAAUACGAUUAUUGGAAGUGGCUCCGUAGCCGCGUUUGGCCUAUACCUCCUCUCGCUAUGCGCGACGAAGACGAAACACCGUCACGCGUCAUUCCACGCUAUCUCGCAGCUAACCUUUCCCGGCGCUGCUGUCUUCUUUGAUGCAGCUAUCGCGACCAAGUGCUUUGGCGUGUCUAUAAGCUAUUUGAUCAUCAUCAAAGGGCUCAUGCCUAACGUGGUCGCUUCGCUCUAUCAUGAUCUAACGUCCGAGACAACGAACCCGCCGGAGUGGGCUCUCAAUGGUGGCAACUGGAUCACACUGUUCAUGCUCAUCCUCGUUCCGCUCUGUUUCCUGAGACACCUGAACAGUUUGCGUCACACAAGCUACAUUGCGCUGUUUUCCGUAGUGAUCAAGUGCUAUUUCUGGCCGCUCAAAGGCAUGCCUGAGCCAGGGGAGAUCAGGUUGAUUCAUUUUACCCCCAACUUUGUCUCGACAUUCCCUGUGCAGUUGUUCCCCAUAUACAAUGAAUUGAAAAACAACUCGCAACGUCGCAUGAACACUGUUAUUGGGGGGUCGAUUGGAGCAGCCACGCUAACAUAUGAAGUUAUUGCUGUCUUUGGAUAUCUUACCUUCGGAUCCAAGGUUGGAGCGAAUAUCAUUGCCAUGUAUCCGUCGACAUCGCUCUUUAUCGCCAUCGGCCAACUGGCAAUUGUAGUCCUGGUGCUAUUUUCGUACCCGCUACAGGUUCACCCGUGCCGGAAUUGCCUGGACAAGGUGUUCCACCCUGGGCAUGCGAUCGCCCCUCCAAAGACUAACACUGCAGGGGAUGGGGAGGACGACGAAGAGCAGGAGCCAGAGCUAGGAGGGGACGAGCACGGGCACGGACCUGCUGAGAUGUCGACAGUCAAACACUUUGUGCUGACGUCUGUGAUUAUUGCAUCCGGAUUCACAGUGGCCUACCUGGUUGAUGAUUUGCAACUGGUGCUGUCGUUUGUGGGUGCGACUGGGUCGACGACGAUUUCGUUCAUUCUGCCUGGGCUGUUCUACUGGAAGCUGACACGAAACGACGGGAGCGUCAGCAGAUGGAUGAAUCUGGGGGCAUUUGGACUGAUGGUGUAUGGGCUGUGUAUAAUGAAUGGAAAGGGCCCAGCGGAUUAG
Messenger RNA from Psilocybe cubensis, 1602 nucleotides. RefSeq lists its product as uncharacterized. The transcript is spliced from 11 exons. The record is from RefSeq and is a predicted model, not a curated record. Gene Ontology annotation, biological process: amino acid transmembrane transport. Gene Ontology annotation, cellular component: fungal-type vacuole membrane. NCBI's taxonomy places the organism in Eukaryota, Fungi, Basidiomycota, Agaricomycetes, Agaricales, Agrocybaceae. Bases 1 to 1602 code for a protein of 533 amino acids. Gene Ontology annotation, molecular function: L-histidine transmembrane transporter activity; L-lysine transmembrane transporter activity; L-tyrosine transmembrane transporter activity.